Messenger RNA from Eimeria tenella, 241 nucleotides. RefSeq lists its product as uncharacterized. The record is from RefSeq and is a predicted model, not a curated record. The transcript has 2 exons. Lineage: Eukaryota; Apicomplexa; Conoidasida; Eucoccidiorida; Eimeriidae. The annotation marks the transcript as partial.
UUUGCGGCGCCUCCACCAAAGUGCAGCAGCAGCAGCACGCAGCGCAGCAGCAACAUCGCAGCAGCAGCUGCUGGCCGCCGUGGACAUGGAGAGAGACCUCAAGUGCUGGGCAGCAGCAAAGGCAGCGCUCAUGCAGCAGCUGGCGCCCCCCCCCCCCGCAACAGCAGCAGCAGCAGCAGCAGCAGCACCAGCAGCACAGGUAGGAAGAAGCCACGCUCGCGAGACUUGCUGGCAGCACUAG